AUGACCGUCAGCGGAACACCAAAGGCCAUGGAAGAGGCCAAGAUCGAGCUCCAGCAGACCGACUAUCCGCCUGUGUGGAAGGGUGAGGUCAACGGCGUGAAUGCCGGCCAGACCCAUCGCGGCCUGACCAGUCGCCAUAUCCAGUUCCUUGCCCUGGGAGGUUGCAUUGGGACGGGCCUCUUCGUCGGGUCGGGAGCGACGCUGUCUACGGUUGGGCCUGCGCCCUUGUUUAUGGGAUAUCUGGCCAUGUCGACCGUCGUUUGGGCCAUCAUGAAUGUCUUGGGCGAGAUGAGCACGUACAUGCCCGUGAAAGGGGUCUCAGUGCCGUACUUGGUCAACCGCUUUACGGAGCCUAGCCUGGGCUUUGCAGAUACAAUUAUUGGUAGGAGAAAAUAUUUGGCCAGCAUCGGGGUCAUCCAGCUAAUCGGCGUCAGGUACUCGUUUUCCAUGUUGAUCGCCUCCGAAGUCACCGCCGCCUCUCUCGUGAUCGAAUAUUGGACGACCGAGGUGCCCGUGGCGGUCUGGAUCACCAUCAUUCUUGCUGUGAUCCUCAUCCUCAACAUUAUCGCGGUCUCCUUCUUCGGCGAAGCGGAAUUCUGGUUCGCGUCGAUCAAGAUCAUCACCAUCAUUGGCCUUAUCAUCCUGGGGAUCGUCCUUUUCUUCGGAGGCGGGCCUAACCACGACCGGUUGGGGUUCCGGUACUGGAACAAUCCUGGUGCCUUCAAGCCGUACUUGGUUGACGGCGACACGGGGCGUUUUCUGGCCUUCUGGACGGCGUUCAUCAAGUCCGGUUUUGCCUUUAUCUUCUCCCCCGAGCUGAUCACGACUGCCGCCGGAGAAGCGGCCUCGCCACGUCGCAACAUCCCCAAGGCCACCAGGCGGUUCAUCUACCGGCUGAUGGCGUUUUACAUCCUGGGCACGUUGGUCAUCGGCGUCACGGUUGCGUACAACGACCCCAACCUGCUGUCGGGGGUGCAGAAUAGCAGCUCCAACGCCGGCGCGAGUCCCUUUGUCAUUGGCAUCCAGAAUGCCGGCAUCAAGGGUCUCAACCACGUCAUCAACGCGGCGAUCCUCACAUCGGCGUGGUCGUCGGGCAAUUCGUGGCUGUUUGCGGGCUCGCGGACCCUCUACUCGCUGGCCUGUGCCGGCCAGGCGCCCAAGAUCUUUGCCGUGUGCAAUCGCAAGGGCAUCCCGUACGUGGCGGUGCUGUGCACCUUUGCCAUCGGAUGUCUCUCAUAUCUGAACGUGUCGAGUUCGGGCGCCAACGUGUUCUACUGGUUUACCAACAUCACUACUGUAGGCGGCUUCAUCUCGUGGAUUGUCUUGCUGAUCGCGUACUUGCGAUUCCGCGGAGCCAUGCAAUUCAACGGCAUGCUGGGCAGGCUCCCAUUCAAGACGCCCCUGCAGCCGUACACGACGUACUACGCGCUGCUGAUCGUGUCGCUGCUCGCCCUGACGAACGGCUACGCCGUCUUCUUCCCCGGCAACUUCACCGCGUCCGGGUUUUUGGUGUCGUACAUUGUCUUCGCCAUCUUCCUGGCCCUGUAUCUGGGGCACAAGCUCUGGUUCCGCACGCCGUGGCUGAUGAAGGUGUCGGAGAUCGAUGUGGUGUCCGGCGUCGAUGAGAUUGACCGGAUGACGGAGGAGGACCAGGAGAGGGUUCCUCGAAACUGGCUGGAGAGGUUCUGGUUCUGGCUUGCUUAG
This is a messenger RNA of Rasamsonia emersonii CBS 393.64, 1704 nucleotides long. RefSeq lists its product as uncharacterized. The transcript has 5 exons. Bases 1 to 1704 code for a protein of 567 amino acids. Lineage: Eukaryota; Fungi; Ascomycota; Eurotiomycetes; Eurotiales; Trichocomaceae. The record is from RefSeq and is a predicted model, not a curated record. Gene Ontology annotation, cellular component: membrane. Gene Ontology annotation, biological process: amino acid transmembrane transport. Gene Ontology annotation, molecular function: amino acid transmembrane transporter activity.